AUGCAGAAAGUCUUUCUAGAAAUAAUGAAAGGGAAGAAAUAUAAAAAUACAAGAAAUCUAGAAAUAGAAAGGGAACAUACAGGCCAUAGUCUGGUCCCUUCGUUUUACAGAUAAGAAAGCUGGACCCAGAGAAAUUAGCUAAUACCUUUAUACCUUAGACAGAAAACCAGUAAAGAUGAAAUGGUAAUUCCGGAGGGAUAAGGAUCAAGGAAGAGUUUCUGUCUCCAAAGAAGAGUCCAUUUAAAUCCUCAUUUCUCAUUUAAGACCUGGCCUCCUUCCUCUGGUACCAUGAGACUUGGUCUUGAAAUUAUUUUCAAAGAAAGACCAUAUUAUCCACUGAAACCCGUGACUGUGAUGGCUCACUUGCUAAAGAAAAUGUAAUGUCAUUGGUUUGAGCAAGGAAAGAGAAAUCUGUCUAGACGCUUUUUUAUUCUUAUAGGAAUUCUGUAGUCUUGAAACCUGGAAGACAGGAAGGAUUGCUCAUACUAAAUUUGAAAUGCAUCACUAUAAUAAUCUUGAUAAUACUCCUCCCUGUCCCAUUUUGGAGAUAACAAAUAACCCCAAGGUAACUAUCCACCUACAGAAAUGGACACAGUAGGGUAAAGGCAUUCAUUAAAAAAAAAAAAAAUCACCCAAUUAUGAAUAAUUCAUGAUGAGCUGGCAAACACCAGUUUGCUAUGGGUAGCUAGGUUCGUCGAGGAACACCCUGAUAAUGUGUAUAUAAAGACAAACUCAACUGUUCGAACCGGACAUUUGCCAUCAGAGCUUCACUCCAGGAACAAGCUCUGCGGGUCUGGACAUCAUGUCUAUGCGCUUUUCUUCUGCAUCCAGACGGCUUGGCUCCAGCGGGGGAGCAGGUUUUGGGGCUGGAAAUGCAUGUGGUGUGCCGGGCAUUGGAAGUGGCUUCUCUUGCGCUUUUGGGGGCAGCUCAUCUGCAGGAGGCUAUGGCGGGGUGUUGGGUGGAGGAAGUGCUUCUUGCGCUGCCUUCACCGGAAAUGAACACGGCCUCCUGUCGGGCAACGAGAAGGUGACCAUGCAGAACCUGAACGACCGCCUGGCCUCCUACCUGGAAAAUGUGCGAGCACUAGAGGAGGCCAACGCUGACCUGGAGCAGAAGAUCAAGGGCUGGUACGAGAAAUUCGGGCCUGGUUCUUGCCGUGGUCUUGAUCAUGAUUACAGUAGAUACUUCCCAAUAAUUGAUGACCUUAGGAACCAGAUCAUUUCUGCAACUACCAGCAAUGCCAAUGUUAUCCUGCAAAAUGAUAAUGCAAGACUAACAGCUGAUGACUUCAGGCUAAAGUUUGAAAAUGAACAGGCCCUUCACCAGAGCGUUGAUGCGGAUGUCAGCGGUUUGCGCAGGGUCCUGGACGAGCUGACUCUGUGCAGAACCGACCUAGAGAUCCAGCUGGAAACCCUGAGCGAGGAGCUGGCUUACCUCAAGAAGAAUCAUGAGGAGGAAAUGAAGGCGCUGCAGUGCGCGGCCGGCGGGAACGUGAACGUGGAGAUGAACGCGGCGCCUGGGGUGGACCUCACGGUCCUGCUGAACAACAUGCGGGCGGAGUACGAAGCCCUGGCCGAGCAGAACCGCAGGGACGCGGAGGCCUGGUUCAAUGAGAAGAGCGCCUCCCUGCAGCAGCAGAUCUCCGACGACGCUGGUGCCACCACCUCUGCUCGGAAUGAGCUGACCGAGAUGAAACGUACUCUUCAAACCCUGGAGAUCGAACUCCAGUCCCUCUUGGCAAUGAAACACUCCCUGGAGUGCUCCCUGACUGAGACGGAAGGCAACUACUGUGCGCAGCUCGCCCAGAUCCAGGCUCAGAUCGGGGCCCUGGAGGAGCAGCUGCACCAGGUCAGAACUGAGACGGAGGGCCAGAAGCUGGAGUACGAGCAGCUCCUCGACAUCAAGGUCCACCUGGAAAAGGAAAUUGAGACCUACUGCCGCCUGAUUGAUGGAGAGGAUGGCUCUUGUGUUAAAUCAAAAGGCUACGGAGGACCAGGAAAUCAGAUAAAAGAGUCCUCUAAAACCACCAUGGUGAAAACAAUUGUUGAAGAAAUAGAUCCUCGUGGCAAAGUUCUCUCCUCCAGAGUUCACACUGUGGAAGAGAAAUCCACCAAAGCCAACAACGUGAAGAAUGAACAGAGGGUGCCUUCCUGAACUCCAGAAGAAGAGCCCCUAAAUUGAAAUACCAAACUGAAGCUAGGUUCCUGAAUAAAAGCUCCCUUAGUUUUUUGCUUUUCUUCCGAUGAAUUAAGACAAGCUAUUUGUCAAAUGGUAACAUUUCUUUGGCUUUCUCUAUGGUGGCAUGUCAAUAAAAG
Molecule: messenger RNA, 2316 nt
Organism: Lontra canadensis (Northern American river otter)
Lineage: Eukaryota; Metazoa; Chordata; Mammalia; Carnivora; Mustelidae
Product: keratin, type I cytoskeletal 27
Exons: 8
Coding region: 803-2155 (450 amino acids)
Biological process (GO): intermediate filament organization; hair follicle morphogenesis
Molecular function (GO): structural molecule activity
Source: RefSeq, a predicted model, not a curated record